UCCCACUGUAUACUCUUAUAGCCACACACAUGAUCUCAUUGAUACCGAAUCAUCGAAAAAAAAGCAAAGAAAAGAGUGAUGAUGAUACCACUUACACACAUUAUUAGUGUAUAAAUGAAUAGACAACCAAAACAAUUGUUGAAGAUUUUUUACUUUAAACAAUUUCCAAUGGUCCAUUAAAUAAUCCUUUGUUUUGUGAAUGAACAGUUUAAAAAAGAAUCACUAUUCCUGAGAACAAAUAAAUUUAUCGGGCCAUCAUUAUAAUGUAAUUUCAAUAUUCUUUAAAUAAAAAAAUAAAUUCAUCACUUAUGAUCAUCAUCUAAAAUAUAUCAAUGAUUCUUUUCAUCGAAUAAAAUCUGUAACUAAGACAUAUUAAUUCCAAAAUCCCAGUGAUCGAAUUUCAUUAUCAUCAUGUCACUUAUAGAAAGUUUUUGUGAUAAUUGUAAAGAAAUGAUUGUUCUUCUUUCCAAAUAUGAUGAAUGCCAAACAUCCGAAGAUCCGGAUGGUCAUAUAUUGGAAAGAGAUGAUCUAAAUUUGUUGAUUAAUUAUAUGAAUAAUUGGUCCACCAAACAUUGCACUUGUUGUUAUAAAGAUCAAAAAAAUUUUACACGCUUCAAUAAUCUGGUGCAAUCAGUGAUCAUAAAAUCUUUUAAUUUUCUCAAUACCAUUAUUACCAAGGAAUCAAAAUAUUCAUUAUUCUUCGAAGAUUGGAGUAAUGAAGAUAAAGAAAGAUUAUUGCUAUUAUUGUCAAAGGCAUUUCAAGUUUCUUUUCCUCUCUAUGUUACAUAUAAACAUUCUAAUUAUACAAAAAAUGAAGAAUUAUCGGCUAAAGAGAUAAAGAUCUUGUCAAACUAUUGUGAUCUCAGUGAUUAUGAAAUGCCUAUAUUUUUGAUGCGAAAAAUCGUCCACUUCAUCGAAACAUCCGGAUUCAAAUUGUUCAUCGAUUGUUUUAAAGAAUCUGAUCCAAGUUGUCUUACGAUCUCCUAUGCCAAUUCGUUGAUAUCAACAAUACAGAGCCUUAAGUAUUAUUUCAAUCUGUCUGCUAUCAAUCCUGAACUAGUCACAUUGCGAACACAUGUGAUAAAUUACCUGUGUAAAAUCCGAGAUAAUGAUUUAAGAAAUACCACUAACCGAGCAAUGUUUGAAUACAUUUGGUCAGUUGUAAAGGAAUAUAAUUUCAAUAAUUUUGGCCUCGAUGGAGAUGGAUUGAAGAUUGCUCACAAGUAUUUUACAUCAUCAACAUUAACAAUGCGACUAUCAGGUUUGGCUCAAAUCAACACCUGUAUCACUAUCUACAAUGAUCUCCCACAUAACUCAAUGAAUGUAAAUAUGGAAAAUAUAAGAGAUCUUCUUGGCCAAUGGUUGAUUGAAAACAGAAUUCUUGAAAAUAUUUAUGGACCAAAUUCACAUGUAGAAAUGAUUAAGCAAAGCCAUUUCAUUCUGAAUUUUAUCGCGCCAAGACUUACCGCUGAACAUGUAGAUCUCAUUUGGAGUGCAGCCCAACUUAAACAUUAUGAACGAUACGUGCUUGAUAUACUCUGCCAAUUGAUAAAAAACCUCAAAAUAGAUAUUGUAUAUCAUCUAUACAAUCAUUUAUGGAAGAUCAAACCAAAGGAUUAUUCUGAACAUACAUUGAACCUGGCUUCAAAUGUUAUCAAAUAUAUUUGGUUAUUCAAUGGAAUUCAGCCCGAUAUGCUUUCGAAUUGUUCAUAUAUGUCUAAUGAAAAAGUUGGGUUCGACGAAAGCAUUUUGAAUAAAAAUUCCAUAAUGUCUUCACUAUUUAAAGAACGAACAAUCAAGACAAACAGUUCGUCUGCAAGCUCGAUAGAAGUCAGUGAUGAAGAUGAAGAGGAUGAAUUUGAUGUAACUUUGAGUAGUCCACAAAUGCAUGAAUUGGAUAAAGCAACAGCUCCUAAAUUGAAUAUUGGCGAUGAUGGUGACAAUCAAUCUUCGGAUAGCGAAUUUGAUAUGGAGAUCACUGAGAAUGUUUCUGAUUCACAAAAAGACAAUGAUUUUAAAAUUAACGGUGAUGAAUUGAGUAGUUUGAGUUGUCACAUACAAAUAAAGGAAUAUAUGAAUAACGAUGAUCCCGCUGUUGAUCCAUCUAUCCAAUGGCAGAACAAAAGAAUGAAUCCUGGUGAUGAUGAUGGUUUUGAUAACAAUAAAAUGGAAAUUGAUCUUGGUUUGUUAAGUGAAGAUUCUGUUCGAAAUAAACAUCAAGACUUUGUAGAUCAACCACCUAAAACUAAAUGGAGAGAUGAUUUUCGAUUCCGAAUAUCUGAUGUGCACAAACCUGGAAAUACGUUAUUAUAUGAUAUUCUUCAAGAUGACAUGUUGAAUUCUCUUAAUGAAGAUUUGGCUAAUGCUGCAGAAAAAAUAUUCUGGAACACAAUCUGUUGUGCUAGUAAUCGGGAACUACGAUUUAAAUUCAUAUCAGGUUGUCUGGAAAAUUUGGCAAGAAAUUAUUCAGUUAUCACAUCGUUGCGUUUGCUUCAAAAAUUAUUCUCUUCAUUUUAUCAAUAUCAGGAAGGUAAAUUAAUUCGGAAGAUAAUUCACAACUGUGAAAAAGAAAAGAAUAUGUUGAAAUUGUUUUUCAACAAUCUCAGUCUCUUCAUGACUCAUUAUAAGUAUUCGAUUGCAAACUGUGACCAAAAAGAUGAUCAAUACUAUCGACAAUGGUGUAUGCUGAAAUCGCAAUUUUACUCUCCCAAAGAGGAAAUUCAAAUAAGGCUGAAUUUUCUUAGUUUUGUUUUUAUUUAUGCUGGUUCGCACGAAAAUUUGAACUUUUCGCAAGAACAUGUAGACAUUCUUUGGGAUGUGUUCACCAAAUGCGAAUCUAACGAGAUUAUGGAUGAAUUUUUUGAUUGGCUUCUAAAUCAAAUAAAGCUUAAUAACGGCUUGAACAUUGAUAUCAUCAAGCAUAUAUUAUGUGAAAAGAUGCCAUUCCUAAAGCCGGAAUCAUUUUCAUUGAUUUCGCUAGAACUUCUUCAAAAUCUACAUGGUUUCAUUCUUUCUAAAAAUUGUGAAAAUCCUAAAACAUUUAAUAUUGUUGUGAAGCUGCUAUGGGAUAUUGCUUUCAAGAAUCCUAACCAGAAUGUUUCCAUGAAUGCUAGUCGUCAUCUAAAUAAUUAUUAUAUCAAUCUAUUGAGCUGUACAAAUCGUUUUGAUAAAGAAGAAGAAUUUAUUCGCUCUUGUAUUAGCUAUUUAAAAGAUGCAUCAAUUUUGCUUCCCAUUUCUUGUAACCGAAGUCUCUUGAUCAUUGAAAGAGCUGUUAUAUUGCUGAAAACUUAUUUGGAAGUAUUCCAUGCAAGAUAUUCCUUUUUUUUUCGUUCUCUCAAGCUUUCGUCUAGUUUCGAUCUAUCAUUGCAUCGCAUUCCUGACAAACCCGAACCUGUGAUUAAUAUAAUGGUUUGUUCACCGUUCAACGACAAGAAUACAUUUGAAUUUUCAAUGUUCGAUUAUAUUGGAGAUCUUCGAGCGGAAGUUCAACAUUGGUGGCGUUCUCUUCGAAAGGCAUUGGAACCCGGCCAAUCUACAGAUUUAGAUCAACUAAUUUGUCUAGUACUGAACGAUCACGAAAUUUCUUUUGACUGUGAUGAAAAACGUUUGCUUGAAUUGAAUUUCAAGGACAACCAAAUGAACAACAUCUCUUUCCAUAUUUGCAAGCACACCUUAACCAAAUCAUCAAACGUGUUAUCCUUGCCAUUUUCGAACGAAGAGUUCAAACAAAAAAAUCCUAAGAAUCUCUUAAUUGAACAAAGCAAUUUCGAACUCUUAUUUAUACUGAUGCAACAAUUAGACAUGAUUAAUGUGAAUAAUUUAAAAGCUCGAAUACUGUCUCGAAAUAUCUGGGAAAUUGUGCAGAUGUUACCAACACCUUACCAGAUCAUCAAAAAUUUUCAGCAAUUAGAGUCAAAAUUCUAUGCUGUUCAAAGCAAUGAUAAAGAAAAAUUUUCUAUUAAUCAAUUCAGUAAUGAUGAGAUCAGCUGUAGUGUUGAUUAUGAUGAUUUUUACAAAGAGAUUUUUCCGUCAAAUUCCAACCAGAAAUUAAUUUACGCUUGUCAAUUAGUAGAAAAUUACCGUAAAAUUAACAAACAUUGGCCACAGGUAUUUAUCGAGACUGGAGGAUUACGCUUUUUUUAUCGAACAUUUAUUGAUGUCGUAAGUUCGAUCAAAUUGAAACGAGAUUGGACUGAAUGGAAACAAGAUUGUCUCACAUCGUUAGUUCAAAUUUUAUAUCAAUUCACCAAAGUUACGGUGAAAAAUGAUGACGUAAUUCAUAGAUUAGAAUUUGACAAAACCUGCGAUCAAACCAAUUUGAGUUCAUGUUCUAAUAUUGAAAUGCGGAAAAAUAAACGAAUACGAAAAAACUCUCUUGAAAAAAAUUCUUUGCUGAAAUUCAGUCCAGAAAUAUUGGCCAUCAUAGAAGAUAAAGAAAAAUUGUUGGACGCUAUAAUGAUAAUUUUGAACCAUGUAUUCAUGAAUUCUAAGCUCAUUUAUCAAACUUCCAUUUGGUCACGUUCACAAGUCGUGCUCAUCACAUUAACAUUUUUCACAUCGUGGUGUUAUUCUGAUCCUGACGUUUUCUAUUUGUUUUUUGAAUCAAAAAAUGCCAAAGAAAUCAUCAAAAAGCUCCUUAUAGACGAUGUAGAUCAAAUGGUCAGAAAAGAAUCCAGUACCGUGUUCUCCCGCGUGUUCUUAAGCCUGAAUCCCGAAUUGUGCUGCAAAUUUCUUCCAAAGUUUCUCAAAGUUUUGUUGAGUUUUCUCGAAGAAGCAUCAUUGGUCAAUAUCCCACGAAUUUCAAAUCGAUUCUGUUCUGAUGACAAAGAAACUUUUUGUCCUGGCAAUAGAGAUUAUUUUAUAUUAGUCUGUCGUUUGAUUGAUCAUUUAUAUUCACAAAAGCCUAACUCUAAAGAUGAUAUCGAUUCUGAAAAUUUACCGAUUCAAGUGGCCAAUCUAAUAUUCAAUCGAGAAAACUUUGAAUUGAAUAAAAAUCAAUCUGAAGAUGAAGGUCUAAAAGGUCUAUUUUUAUUAUUGACGGUUAUUCUGAAGAACAAUUCACUUAUCAAAAACAGACAGGAAAGCAAAGAAUUGAUAAUUAGAAUAUUUGAUUGUCUUUUUGCUUUGCCAACGUUCAAUCAUCGAGAAUCACCUAAAUGUAAAAAUAUUCACACUCGUAAGACUGCUUUUGAUUUAUUAUUGGAAUUGAUCAAGGGCAAUGAAGAUAAUUAUGUCAUAUUGACCAAUCUACUUAUUGAUCAACAUCGCCAUGAAAUUCUUGGUAGAUCAUCACCUUAUCCUUGGGAAUAUUGGCCUCAAGAUGAAAGCCGUUCUGAUUUUGUUGGAUUAACCAACCUAGGUGCAACUUGUUAUAUGGCUUCUUGUAUGCAGCAUCUUUUCAUGCUUACUGAAGCACGAAAUGCUAUCUUGACUACUAAUUUGUCAACUGUCAUUAAGCAUGAAUCCAUUCUGCGAGAAUUGCAGAAAAUGUUCAUUUUCCUUCAAGAAUCUGAACGAAAAGCCUAUAACCCAAAAAACUUUUGUAAAGUAUAUACAAUGGAUCAUCAGCCGUUAAAUAUCUGUGAACAAAAAGAUAUGACCGAAUUCUUCACUGAUCUGAUUACCAAACUCGAAGAAAUGACUCUAGAUCUUAAAGACAUGGUCAAAAAACAUUUUAGUGGAUUACAAUCCAACAAUGUGGUUUCCCUAGAUUGUCCUCAUAUCAGCCAAACUAUGGAAGAAUUUUAUACGCUUCGAUGUCAAGUAGCUGACAUGCGGGAUCUUUAUGAAUCUUUGAACGAAUUGACUGUUAAGGAUACCCUUGAUGGCGAUAAUAUGUAUAAUUGUUCGGUUUGUGGAAAAAAAGUACGUGCUGAAAAACGAGCUUGCAUCAAAAAAUUGCCAAAAAUUUUGUGUUUUAACACGAUGCGUUAUACUUUCAAUAUGAUAACGAUGACCAAGGAAAAAGUCAACACUCAUUUUUCAUUUCCCUUCGUGUUGGACAUGGCCCCAUAUCUAGAAAAAAAUCUGUUGAAUCUACCAAAUGAAAAACUAUUCGACAAUGGUGAGCUAAACGAGGAAACUAGUACUAAAUAUGAUUUGAUUGGCGUAACUGUGCACACUGGAACAGCUGAGGGAGGUCAUUAUUAUUGUUUCAUCCAGGAUCGAGAUCCACAAAGUCCUACACGAAAUAAAUGGUUUUUAUUCAAUGAUGCAGAAGUUAAGCUAUUCGAUAAAGCUCAGAUCGCCACCGAAUGUUUUGGUGGCGAGAUGACUAGCAAAACAUAUGAUAAGACCAACGAUAAAUUUAUGGAUUUUAGUUUCGAAAAAACGAAUUCGGCUUAUAUGUUAUUUUAUGAGAAAUGUGAAGAUAUAAAUACUAUUAAUAAUGAUAAAAAUCAAAUUCCAGCAGCUAUAACAUUUGAAAAUCUAUCGAAAGAAUUGAUCGACUGGAUUUGGAGCGAUAACAUUUCGUUUGUACGCGACAAAUUAAUUUUUGAACAUGCAUAUUUUGAUUUCAUUUGGAGAGUAGUCACACAAACUCCACACACAUUUUCUGGUGUUAUUUCUAGUCAAUCAACAUUGAUUUCAAUACGUUUAGCAACAUUGUUUGUUUUAGAAACGUUAAUUCAUGCCAAAGAAAAACCGACAAUUCCCAGUUGGAUAGAAUUGUUGAUAAAACAAUUCAAUAAUUCAAAAAAGGCUUGCGAAUGGAUUGUGAAUCAUCUUGCUGAAAAUGAUUGGUGGUCGAUGAAAAUUUUAUUCAAAUGUUCCAAUCAAACCGUACGCCAAAUCUUUGUUCGCCUAUGCAUACAUGUCAUACAAAAACUGAAACCAAUACAUCCAUCGAUUUAUAUGCAUCCACUUGCAUCGUCAAUAACCGAAGAUGGUAUCCGUCCAUCAGUUGAGCUCAAUCUGCCAGUUACGGCUUUCAUCAGACGAUUGAUUUCAUUGGUCAAUUCAGAUCUAAUAAUUGCCAGGCCGAAUAUCAAAUAUCUCGCUGAAUAUUUUUCAUUUCUUUUGGAAUUUGCCAAACAAGGCGAUGAAGAAUACAAGUUAUUACUUUCGAUUGGAACAAUCUCCACUUUUGUCAACUUUUAUCUCAAUCACGGAAAAAUCGUCGGCGAUUUCUCUGAAUCGUUUAGUGAUAAUGAAGACGAAGAUUUUGAUGAAAGACCUCAAGCCUUUCGACCAAUAUUGGAUGAAAAAUUUCCCAGAUUAGCAUCUUUAGAUAAAAUGCUUUGCUUGGUUGUCUAUUUGGUAGAGAAGGCUCAAAGCCGAAAUUCUCAUUUGAUUCUUUCCAAACACGAUUUCGAUGCGCUAAUCAGCAACAAAAGUUUUCAGUUUCUGCAACAACUAAUUCGAGACAAUAUAAAUCUGAGGCAAACUUUUAAUUUGAUUUGCUCCAUUUGUAAUCUGGACGAUUCUUUAUUUUCACACAUCAUCAACAUGAUAUUCUCUUCAAUUAUUCAAUUUCCAGAAAGUAGCGCCAUGUUUUUCAAAAUUUUGUCAUUUGUUACCGAAUCUGCUUGGGUUUCAUCAUACUUUUCUAAACUGAUCCUGCCAAGAAUUUGGGAUUUAGCCGAACCUACAACAUUACAGACAUUGGAAUGGUUAAUUCAACAUGUACCCAAAAAUAAAAUUUUGCAUGAUCAUGUAUUAUCCACUAUGGAUCAUUGGGUCAUAUAUUUUUUGGUAGAAAAUUCCAUACCAAGAGUUCGAUCAAGUACUGCUCAAUUAUUGAUUUCGUUGGUACCUUCUUCGGACAAUUCAUUUCGACAAAACUAUCGACCGUUUCGUUCGUUUCCAUAUACAAUCAAUAAGGAAAUCGUUUUAAACAAAGAAAGUUCAACCAUUAUAGACCAAUUAUUCAGCUAUCUACUCGGACUAAUCAAAAAAGUCAAAAUCUAUUCGGAUUCUCAUUCGCCUAACACACAAAAAUUGUCUAAUUAUUUUUUCGUUCUUACCUAUCUUAUGGUCAACACAAAACAGAAACGUUUAUUUAUUGCUCAUUUUAAUGACUUUUGGAUGCUUUUUGAGACAAAGUUAUCCGAACCAGCCAUUCCUAUUCAUCAAAACAAACAGGCAUUCUUGAUGUUUUUGUAUGUUGCAUGUCAAGAAUGCAAAGAUUCCAUCAAAUGUAUUGUUCAGAAUCCACAUGUGUACAAGAAGAUUGCAUUCAAUUAUAUUCUAGCCGAUCAUGAAGAUCAGGAAGUAGUAAUGUUUAACAAAAAUAUGUUACCCUAUUAUUAUGGUUUAUUAAGGCUUUGUUGUGAACAUUCGCGUUCAUUUUCUCGUUAUCUUGCAUCCCAUCAGAAUAUCCAGUGGGCAUUCAAAAACAUUACUCCAUAUUCGAAUCAAUAUUCAUUAGCCAUCCAAGAACUUUUCAAAUUGAUCAAAUUAUUCACCACUGUUCACGAGGAUUCAACUGAACAUGAAACUAAAGAAGCGAUGAAUUUUAAAAACAUGACAUUGAAAUUGUAUCUACAUACCUUGGAUCCAAGUGUUCAUUGGGGAACUAUCAUUGCCGUAUUGAAAACUUUGAUCGAAACUAACGAUGAUUUAUUCUUUAUAAUACGAAACAACGGAUUAUGUAUUUUGUUCCAAUCAUUCUCAUCGUUGUAUGUUAUGUUUCAUCAAGCAACUGCUUGCCAUAUUACAACCGAAUUGAUUGAUUUAUUGAAAAUUAUAUCAUCAUUAUUGUCAGCUUUUGAAGAAAAUUAUGAUUCUCUACAAGAUUAUAAAUCAAACUUGAAGACAUUUUUAGAUGUAAAAAAAUUUUUAUUCCUAUUAAACUCCUAUACGCCUUCAAAUCUUCGGAAUGCUUUGUUUGAAGUUAUUUUUAAAUUAAUCAAAGUUUUUCCUUACGAUUAUCUUAUCGGUAUAGCCAAAUUUUUAUUAUUCCAACACAUUGUGUUCGCCGAACAGAAUUUCCCUUUUAUUAUUGGACCAUAUUUCCCAAAACGAGGACAAAAAGCUUUUCAAUCUAAAUCCAGCCAACGGCCAGCACGUCCAACAUUUCAAAUGUGCUUCAACGUUACCAACCUUGAUGCAAGCAAUGAACAUGAUCGUGAUUUUGAUUAUGAUCAGAUGGUUUUCGAAUUUUAUCGUCCUUAUUAUUCGUUCAUCGAUGAAAUUUGCCGGUUUGCUAUCAAAAAAGAAUUGGUUUUCGAAGAACUUGUCGAUCUCACUGUUAAAUUGGCAUUAGAAAGUCUUUAUUUUCGCAAUAAUAAUUUCAUCACGCUCUGGCUUGACGCAUAUGAAAACCCUGAAUACAAUUCCCGCAGCAUUGUAGACUUUCUUUCAGUGAAUAAUUCUUUCCAUGAUUAUAUGAAAAUUAUUCUGUUGAAAGAAAAAAGUUGGCUGAAAGAUGAUCUUGUUUUUCGUUUUUUAAAAACAUUUCUAGCUAAGGCAUCUCCUCGUGUAUACACUGUCAAUAUUGUAAAGCAAAAUAUACUGCCAUUGAUGGAUAACUUAUCACAAAAUCAAAACCCGAGACAUAUGGAAGUUGUCCAACAAUUAAUUUGGAAUUUAUUGGCAAUCAAGCUUUUUAUCGAAUCCAAUACAAUGGUCAAUCAGGAAAUAGCUGACAAUUUUAGUGGGAAUUUGAAUAGUCUGGAAAAAAUUUACUCUGCUCUUGAAAUUAAUGAUGAUUCUGAAUCGGAAAAGAAAAUAGCUGACCACUUAAAAAACAACCCGGAAACUAAAAAACCAAAAUUGAUGUCGAAUAUCGAAAUUGGUGAAAAUGAGUCACCAAAGUCGAUUUGUGAUGGCAGCCAAACUUCAUCGUAUUACGAUAAUAUGCCAACCAUUGGGUCAAUCAACACUGAUAUUGCUACCAUAAAAAACUACAUUGAUCGUAUAUUGACAUUGAUUCGUGAUAUUCGUGAAUUGUUGAAUAAUUGUUAUUCUUCAUAAUAUUCAUUUCAAACAUUUUGUAUUCAUGAAUAACACAUUUUAUAUUUCCUAAUCCUUUUCUAUGAUCAUCUCCCAAUAUUUUUUUUGUAAAGAACUUUUUACUUGUUUCAUCUCUUUCAUUAAUUCAUUCUAUUUGACGUUACUUCAUUACCAGGAAAUUUUAUUCUAUCCAUCUCUCUCUCUCCAUUUUUAU
Molecule: messenger RNA, 10111 nt
Organism: Dermatophagoides farinae (American house dust mite)
Lineage: Eukaryota; Metazoa; Arthropoda; Arachnida; Sarcoptiformes; Pyroglyphidae
Gene: puf
Product: ubiquitinyl hydrolase 1 puf
Biological process (GO): protein deubiquitination
Cellular component (GO): nucleus; cytosol
Molecular function (GO): cysteine-type deubiquitinase activity
Source: RefSeq, a predicted model, not a curated record